GACAAGAUAGAUACCAAAGAAUUGGGUAUAUCUUCGUGCAUCCUGCUUGGGGUGAAAAAACAACAAAGACAGGAAGUGAGAUUAGAGUAAUGACCGAAAAAAAGAAUCUUGAAAUACAACAAAUACUUGAAACUGAGCUUGUCUUUCUUUGGAAAGAGCGAACGACUAAUGAAGAACAUAAUGAGGAA
Racocetra persica is the source of this 188-nucleotide messenger RNA. The record is from the annotation of a GenBank genome assembly. Lineage: Eukaryota; Fungi; Glomeromycota; Glomeromycetes; Diversisporales; Gigasporaceae.